AUGAAAAACGUAACGUACGGAUUUUUCACAGCUUUUCCUAAUCCACCACUUCGGCAGUUUCAUUGGGAAGUAUACACUCAUUGCUCCACCGGCUUUUUGAAGUGUUUGAAGUACUUGAACGAAAAAAUCAAUGAAACUUAUCACCUGCGGAAAACUGAUACCGCCACAAUAGCACAUACAUCCAAAUGGCGGCUUCCAGGAAAUCGAGAUCUUAUAAAUCAAGCAGAUGAUGAAUGCCUUAGACUAGUCGAAAUGGACCGCAAGAAGAACAAGCCCUUUCAGGGUCCUUUGGAGAAGUUCCAGUGGCAAACCUCAGCCAGCUAUUACAUGUGCUGGUAUACCAUGCAGGAUAUUCCUAACUUAGCGAUGCUCGGGGAGCCUUGCGACAACUUCGCCAACUGCUGGGACCCCGAGCGAGGUAUCACGAACCGAGACUUCCGGGCCGAUGAUCGGAAACCCUACGCAUGCGCCAUGUACAGCUUCUGCCCGGAUCCUUGCUGCCCGAAGAAGCUCGCCCGCUCGGAGGAGGAAUGCUGGAACACGGCCGAGCCCCGAGCCCCUUGCUCCCGUCUCCAGGACAAAGCUUGUUCCUUCGACCCGACCGCCAACAGGGAGCAGCUCAGCAUCAUUUACAACCACUGGAACGUCACCUGCAAGUGUUCGAGCCCCGGGUUCCGCUGGAGUUCUAAAUUCGGCAUGUGUGUGGACAUCAACGAAUGCGAAAAUGGUGCCCAGGUGUGCAAAAACGAGACGGAGCUCUGCAUGAACCUUCCCGGCACUUAUAGUUGUAGUUGCUCUCUCGGCUUCGAAUGGUCGAAACUGUCGAAAUCUUGCAUCAAGAAUCAAUUCUUACACGAAGAGAUAAAGCGCGUCAUUGAAUUCUACUCGCAGGAAAACGCCGCCACAACAAAGCAAGGGGAACCUAUGUCCAUUUCAAGCCUCGUAAAGAAGCUCAUCGGAUACAUAGGUCGGAAAAAAAUUUUCAUCGUCGAAUGGUUAAUGCUUGCGAUCGAUGACGUUUUUUAGACGAGUGGAGACAAAACAAACUGUACUGCCGUGCUAAGGA
Bemisia tabaci is the source of this 1066-nucleotide messenger RNA. The record is from RefSeq and is a predicted model, not a curated record. NCBI's taxonomy places the organism in Eukaryota, Metazoa, Arthropoda, Insecta, Hemiptera, Aleyrodidae.